This is a messenger RNA of Phragmites australis (common reed), 3377 nucleotides long. RefSeq names its product probable metal-nicotianamine transporter YSL9. Gene Ontology annotation, molecular function: iron-nicotianamine transmembrane transporter activity; oligopeptide transmembrane transporter activity. Gene Ontology annotation, cellular component: plasma membrane. The transcript has 7 exons. The record is from RefSeq and is a predicted model, not a curated record. The coding region runs from base 281 to 2347 and encodes 688 amino acids. Gene Ontology annotation, biological process: seed development; response to iron ion. NCBI's taxonomy places the organism in Eukaryota, Viridiplantae, Streptophyta, Magnoliopsida, Poales, Poaceae.
GGAAUUCUCCGUUCCACUAAAAAUGGGGUCCAUAAAUUGUUGAUCAAAAUCUAAUGUUUUCUUGCUCCGUUGAUCUGAUCCUUCACAACAUCUCACUUGUGUUUAUAAUCUCACUACUACCAGUAGAACUCACUGACACCGUACUCUUGCUAGCUCACGACCAAGAAAUCACCGACAUGCGAGGCUUACUCUUUUUAAUUCACCAACUCCUCCCUCCUCCGACGCCUCCAAAUUCCAUUCCCCACGGGCACGAAUCUGACGCCGCCAAAAUCUUUCCGCCAUGAAGCAGGAGCGACGGAGGAGGCAGCGCCACAGGCCGCCGCACCCGCACCUCGAGCUAGAGAUGGCGCGACCGGGGGACGGCGGAGGCGGAGGCGCCCACGAGGAGGCGGGUGGCAUCCUCGACGGCGACGCCGAGGCGGGGGCGCGGGACUUGGGGCGCGUGCCGCCGUGGCGGGAGCAGCUGACGGCGCGCGGGAUGGUGGCGAGCCUCGCCGUCGGCGCCAUGUAUAGCGUGAUCGUGAUGAAGCUGGGCCUCACCACGGGGCUCGUCCCCACGCUCAACGUCUCCGCCGCGCUCAUCGCCUUCGUCGUCCUCCGCGGGUGGACGCAGGCGCUCGGCCGCCUCGGCGUCGCCACGGGCCCGUUCACGCGGCAGGAGAACACAGUCGUCCAGACCUGCGCCGUCGCCUGCUACAGCAUUGCCGUCGGAGGAGGGUUCGGGUCGUACUUGCUUGGGCUGAACAAGAGGACCUACGAGAUGGCGGGGGCGGGGACGGAAGGCAACGUACCGGGGAGCUACAAGGAGCCCGGCAUUGCCUGGAUGACCGGCUUCCUCCUUACAGUCAGCUUCGUUGGGAUUCUUGCGCUCAUCCCUCUCAGGAAGAUCAUGAUAAUUGACUACAAAUUAACUUACCCAAGUGGAACGGCAACAGCUGUGCUUAUAAAUGGAUUUCACACAACCCAUGGAGAUGCAACGGCAAAGCAGCAAGUGAAUGGGUUCACAAAAUACUUUGCAAUCAGCUUCUUCUGGAGCUUCUUCCAGUGGUUUUAUUCAGGUGGAGAAAGUUGUGGGUUCUCACAGUUUCCCACUUUUGGACUAAAAGCUUGGAAACAAACAUUUUUCUUCGAUUUCAGCCUCACAUAUGUCGGGGCAGGGAUGAUUUGCUCCCACCUUGUCAAUAUGUCUCUCCUUCUUGGUGCACUUCUCUCAUGGGGAGUAAUGUGGCCACUGAUUAGUGAUUUGAAAGGGGACUGGUAUCCAGCAGAUAUACCAGAAAGCAGCAUGAGAAGCCUGCAAGGUUACAAGGCCUUCAUCUGCAUAGCGCUUAUCCUAGGAGACGGCCUAUACAAUUUUGUCAAGAUUAUUGUCUUCACCACUAAGAGUCUGCUUGACAGAUCAAGACUGAAGAAUGCAAAGAAAGCGGAAGAAAUUCCAGUGCUCGAUGACAUUCAUCGUGAUGAAAUUUUCACAAGAGACAGUAUCCCUACAUGGCUAGCCUACUCUGGAUAUCUUGCACUAUCAGUCAUUGCAGUGUUUGUCAUUCCCUUGAUGUUCCAUGAGAUGAAAUGGAGCUAUAUUGUCAUAGCAUACUUACUGGCCCCUGCCCUGGGUUUCUGCAAUGCCUAUGGUGCUGGCCUUACUGACAUCAACAUGGCCUACAAUUAUGGAAAGAUUGCCCUCUUCAUUCUUGCAGCCUGGGCUGGGAAAGACUCCGGUGUGGUUGCUGGCCUAGUAGGAUGUGGUCUGGUGAAAUCAUUGGUGUCAAUAUCCGCUGAUCUGAUGCAGGAUUUCAAGACUGGACAUCUUACGUUAACAUCACCUAGAUCAAUGAUUAUUGCUCAGGCUAUUGGCACUGCCAUGGGCUGUGUCAUUGCACCGCUGACAUUCUUUCUUUUCUACAAGGCUUUUGACAUCGGCAACCCAGAUGGGUACUGGAAGGCACCAUAUGCUCUAAUCUACCGAAAUAUGGCAAUUCUUGGUGUAGAGGGCUUCUCCGCUCUGCCCCUGCAUUGUUUGCAGCUGUGCUAUGUAUUCUUUGGAUUCGCAUUGGCAGCCAACCUUAUCAGGGACCUCUUCCCACCAAAGUAUGGCAGAUGGGUCCCCCUACCAAUGGCCAUGUCGGUUCCCUUCCUAAUUGGCGCGAGCUUUGCCAUCGACAUGUGUGUGGGGAGCUUGAUAGUCUUCACCUGGCACAUGAUGGACCGAAGUAAAGCAGCGUUGAUGGUGCCAGCAGUUGCGUCUGGUUUGAUAUGCGGCGAUGGGCUUUGGAUCUUCCCUGAAUCCUUGCUUGCCUUGGCCAAGAUCAGUCCACCACUGUGCAUGGCAUUUAGGUCUACAAACUAGAGGAGUAACAUGCUCGACAUUAGAGGGCAGCUCCAUGUACAAUUGGAAGAGAUAAUGCCAUGCAAAAGUCCAGGGAAUACUUUAUAGAUGGGAUGUGAUGCUGAUACAUACAGGCAGGUAACGGUGCAGUACGUAUAGGUGUUACCCAGGUAUCUUAUCUAUCUAUUGUCUUAGUAAAUGGCCAACAAAAGAAGCUCCUACGUUCCCUCUCAAGGAGGAGAAAUUACCACAUUAAUAAAAAAAGAAAAAUAAUAUACACCAUUGAUUGUUAUGCUCAUUAAUGGUCUAGAUUAAAUUUGAAAAAACAAUGAAAAAUUAGUAGUUUGAUUCCAUACAAAUUGGGAGGCAAAAUACCUAAACAAAGAGUCCACGUAGGAUACAAUUAAUCAAUAGCUAAAAUUCAAAAUAAAAUAAUAAAAAAUUAGUAGUUCGAUUUUCAUACGAAUUGGAAAGAAAAAACAUCAAAAUAAAGAGUCCAUGCAAAAUACAAACCUAUUAUCUUAAUAUUUGAUGUGCAAAAGGAGCAUCCACAUUCGCUUUUAAAUCCACAAAAUUACCAUGUUAAUCGGAAAAAAGAAAAGUAUCUAGACCACUUAUGGUUAUGAAUAUCUAACGGUCUAGAUUUAUCCAAAGAGUCCCUAUCAAAUACGAUUAAUAAUUAGAUAAUUUCAAAAUUAAAAGAUUAUAAUAUAUGGAAGAUUAGUGGUUCAAUUUUCAUAUAGAUUGGAAAGCAAAAAAUCUAAAUAAAAAGUCUGUAUUCCAUCUAUCUAUCUAUAUUAUCAUAGUAAAUAUAAAAAAACAAUACAUGCCAUAGCAGUAAAGAAAUAAAGUAAAUCAAAAAGUAUCGACACCCUCCAUGCAAAGACAACUUGGUCAGAUCACGUCUACCUCUCUCUCAACAUGUUCUCCUGCCGGAUAGCGUCGCAAAUCGCGUCCUUGGGCACCUUUCCGAGGAUGGACAUGAUGCGAAACCUCAAUGUGAGCGGAAACACAUCGUCGAGCGGGUAGCAACAGGCGGACAAGCAGAUAG